This is a messenger RNA of Alnus glutinosa, 1501 nucleotides long. Its product is annotated as 18S rRNA (guanine-N(7))-methyltransferase RID2. The record is from RefSeq and is a predicted model, not a curated record. Gene Ontology annotation, biological process: rRNA (guanine-N7)-methylation. Gene Ontology annotation, molecular function: rRNA (guanine) methyltransferase activity. The transcript has 9 exons. Lineage: Eukaryota; Viridiplantae; Streptophyta; Magnoliopsida; Fagales; Betulaceae. Gene Ontology annotation, cellular component: nucleolus. Bases 202 to 1077 code for a protein of 291 amino acids.
UUAGAGGCUUAUUGGUGAGAAAGUUGAAACCUGGUAACACGGUCCAGAACCAGUGUUUGGGAACAGGUGUUUCGUGCGUGGGUAGUAGGGUUUAGGGUUUCUUUAGCGUUCCAGUCUCAUCCUCAGCUGCUCCAAACGCUUCUCGUCACUAUCUACGGUUUUUAGGGUUUAAUCUCUCACUUUCAGAGUCUCUCGGUGGUCAUGUCGUCGAGGCCUGAGCUGCAAGCGCCACCUGAGAUAUUCUACGACGAUUCUGAGGCUCGAAAGUACACCUCCUCCUCUCGGAUCAUCGAAAUUCAGGCGAAGCUGUCAGGGAGAGCACUGGAGCUUCUUGCUUUGCCUGAUGAUGAUGUACCCAGAUUGCUCCUUGACAUUGGUUGUGGAUCAGGACUUAGUGGGGAGACUCUUUCAGAGAAUGGACACCAAUGGAUUGGCUUAGAUAUUUCGCAGUCAAUGCUUAAUGUUGCAUUAGAGCGGGAGGCUGAGGGUGACCUUCUACUUGGUGACAUGGGUCAGGGCUUAGGACUUCGUCCUGGGGUUAUAGAUGGGGCCAUUAGUAUCUCUGCUGUUCAGUGGUUAUGCAAUGCUGACAAGUCCUCUCAUGAUCCACGAUUAAGAUUGAAGGCUUUCUUUGGAUCAUUAUACAGAUGCUUAGCCAGGGGAGCUAGAGCAGUACUUCAAGUGUAUCCUGAAAAUCUAGCCCAGCGUGAAUUGAUAUUGAGUUUUGCAAUGCGUGCUGGAUUUGCUGGAGGUGUGGUUGUUGAUUUCCCACACAGUUCUAAGAGUAGAAAAGAAUACCUUGUCCUUACGUGUGGUCCACCAUCCAUAAGCACAUCUGUACCGAAGGGAAAAGGUGAAGAUGAGGAGAGUUGCUCUGAAGAUGAGAGUAGUGGUGAUGAAGAAAAUCAUACGGUCUCCAUCUCAGACCGACAUAGGCCCAGGAAAAAGCAGAAAAUAAGCAAGAAAGGAAGGGGAAGAGAAUGGAUAAUGAGGAAGAAGGAACAGAGGAGAAGAAGAGGAGAUGAUGUGCCUCCGGAUACAAAAUACACGGCUCGAAAAAGAAAGCCUCGCUUCUGAUCUGUUUAACAGCAGCAGGGGUUGUGUCUUCAGCGCUUGCAUAUAACAAAUUCCAUCCAUAUACAGUGGCUAGUGAGCAGUCAUUCGUUGCCUGUUCCCUUCAAUGUUCUUUUUAAGUCCAUUGUGAUUCAACUUUUAGUAGCCUGCUUUUAUUACCAUGGAAUCCAAUGGUAAUGGUGACUACUGUUGUUAUAGUCAAAGUCAACCCUGACUACUUGGGACAAGACAUUGUUCUGUUGGUUAUUUAGAUUAUUUACCAUUGUGAGGAUCCUAAGCAACUUGGUAGAGAACAAUUGAAAUUUUUGGUUUUCUUUAUUCAAUUUGAUUGGAAAUACAUCACAAGUUUAGAUUGAUGGCUUGUUGAUGCUGUUGUACAGAACAUCUAUGUGUUUUUAUGAGAUAGCUGGUUAAAGGUUGAGGAUUA